Pyricularia oryzae 70-15 is the source of this 405-nucleotide messenger RNA. RefSeq lists its product as uncharacterized. Bases 1 to 405 code for a protein of 134 amino acids. The transcript has 2 exons. The record is from RefSeq and is a predicted model, not a curated record. Lineage: Eukaryota; Fungi; Ascomycota; Sordariomycetes; Magnaporthales; Pyriculariaceae.
AUGGUGGAGCCCACAAAAGAUCUAGAACUAGCCAGCCCCGGGAGCAGCCUCUCCCUGGCGGGUGGGGCGUCCUCCCGCAACAGCCGCUGGGCUGUGACGCUGCUGGCAUUAUCCAACGUCGUGACGCUGGCGGUGCUACUACGACCUGCUGGACCACAUAAACAACAAGACUUCAACGACGCAGCAAAAGCGCGAGGUGCCCAAGGACCCCGGCUGGAACAGGGAGCACCUGAACCAUUGUUGGGACUAUCUGCGGCAGAACAUCAUGUGCGCGGCCGAGGUGAGAGGCGGACGAAUAACAACUGGGGUUUGUUGAGGGGCGAGGGCGAGAGGAUCCCGCUCAAGAAGGACAAGAGGGUCAAUAGGUGGACGGGGCAGCCCAAGACGGCGGCUACUGGCUUGUGA